Anoplopoma fimbria (sablefish) is the source of this 3688-nucleotide messenger RNA. RefSeq names its product L-amino-acid oxidase-like. The coding region runs from base 64 to 1632 and encodes 522 amino acids. Lineage: Eukaryota; Metazoa; Chordata; Actinopteri; Perciformes; Anoplopomatidae. The record is from RefSeq and is a predicted model, not a curated record. Gene Ontology annotation, molecular function: polyamine oxidase activity; L-amino-acid oxidase activity. The transcript has 8 exons. Gene Ontology annotation, biological process: amino acid catabolic process.
AACAUCAGCUUUUGUUGUUUAAGCGCCAUCAAAGACAGAAAGGAGACAGGCUUCCAAACUGAGAUGGAUCCACAUGUGAUGAAAUGGAGAUCAUCUGCUGUCAGUGUGCUGCUGCUGCUCACACUCUACCCCAUCACCACUGCAGCUGCUGUCAGCCUGAAGGAACAUCUGGCUGACUGUCUGGAGGACAAAGACUACGAUGAGCUGCUGCACACCGUGAAGACAGGACUACCUCACAUAAAAACAUCUCAUCAUGUCGUGAUCGUCGGAGCUGGCGUGGCUGGACUGACGGCUGCCAAACUCCUGCAGGACGCAGGACACCAGGUGACCAUAAUAGAGGCGAGUGGUCGUGUCGGAGGACGAGUGGAGACCUACAGGAAUGAAAAAGAAGGCUGGUAUGCUGAACUGGGAGCCAUGAGGAUCCCACGUUCUCACCGCAUCGUCGGCUGGUUCGCUAAAAAACUGGAAGUCAAGCUGAAUGAGUUCAUCAUGGAGGACAUCAACACCUAUUACCUGGUCCACGGGCGGCUGAAGAGGACGUACGCAGUGAAAGCCAAUCCUGACAUCCUGAAGUAUAAACUUCCCAAAAGAGAGAGGAGGAAGUCAGCCGACCAACUGCUACAGCAGGCUCUGCAGAAGGUGAAAGAUGAAGUGGAGGCUCAUGGCUGCAGAGCUGCUCUGAGGAAGUACGACCACUAUUCUGUAAAGGAGUAUCUGAAAGAAGAAGGUGGUCUGAGUCCAGAAGCAGUGAGGAUGAUCGGAGACUUACUCAAUGAACAGAGCCUCAUGCACCUGGCUCUGACUGAGAUGAUCUACAUCGAGAGCGACGUCAGCGACAGCACCAAGUACGACGAAGUGACUGGUGGGUCAGAUCUCCUAACCAAAGCUUUUCUUCCUGUCCUUGAUGUCCCCAUCCUCCUCAACUCCAAGGUCAAACGUAUCAGCCAAUCAGAUGAGGGUGUAAUUGUAUCCUAUCAGACGGGCCACCAGACCUCUUUGACAGACCUUUCUGCUGACACUGUUUUGGUAACAACCACAGCCAAAGCAGCCCUCUUCAUGGACUUUGACCCACCUCUCUCCAUCAGAAAGAUGGAAGUCCUGAGAGGGGUCCAUUAUGAAAGCUCCACUAAAAUCCUCCUCACCUUUCGCGAGAAGUUCUGGGAGGAGGACGGCAUCCGAGGAGGAAAGAGCAUCACUGACGGGCCCUUGCGUUACAUCUACUACCCCAGCCACAGUUUUCCGACAAAUAAGACCAUCGGCGUCCUCCUGGCUUCCUACACCUGGUCUGAUGACUCCCUCCUCUUCUUAGGUGCGAGCGAUGAAGACCUGAAAGAGCUGGCUCUGAGAGAUUUGGCAAAGAUCCAUGGAGAGCAAGUCUGGUCUCUCUGCACAGGGGUGGUGGUGAAGAAGUGGAGCAUGGAUCCUCACAGCUUGGGUGCUUUCGCUCUCUUCACGCCCUAUCAGCAUUUAGAGUACUCAAAGGAGCUCUUCAGAAGUGAAGGCAGGGUGCACUUUGCUGGAGAACACACAGCCUUCCCUCACGCUUGGAUCGAGACAUCCAUGAAAUCUGCAAUCAGGGCUGCUACCAACAUUAACAAAGAAUCAGCUAGAACUCAGCAUGACGAGCUCUAGGGUUUUAAAUCUAACACUUUUACUUGGUUGCUUUAGCAGUCAGGCCCAUCGGGUUUGUCCUCACACCAUGCAGCUCCAAAUUAAACUGCUGGAUUUUCUGUACUGAAAAUGGUUUGAUGUUACCAGGUGAAGGUAUAAUCAGAUGUAACUCACUUGCAAUCAAUAGUAUGCACACCACUAAUGUCACUCCAGGCUUGAUGUUUCUGUCGUCGUCAUUUAUGUCUGUGUAAUCAAAUAGGUGCUAAAUAAGAAGAACCACAACUAUCUUUCUCUUCUACUUUACACAUUGUUCAAGACAUGGUGCUCAGAAUUCUCCAUGAUAUUUAUCGACCUCAACUGAUGACUUGUGGGCAUUACAGUAACAUUAAAUACAACUGUAUCAUUUUCAAACCUGAUCUUCAUAACUUAUUACACUUAAUUGUCAGGAACUGUUGUCAGUUUAGUCAGGACUAAAUACUGACAAAACUAAUAUUUAAAAACCAAACCAAAGCAAAUGGCUCCCAUUAGGAUACUAUUUAUUUUGUUAAUUGCAGAUAAUAAUAGGCACUCCAUCAGAAUAUGGCAACAGCAUUGACAAAUGGUCAUACAGAGAAAGAUACAGCAAGCAAGUGACACUGUAAUACACUGAAGAGUUGCAUUCCAGGACACAACUAAAAGGCUUAGCACAUGUUACGAGUAUCAGUCAAAUUCGUUCAUACAUAUUUGUAAUUUGUAACCUGGGAUAGGGUAUUUUGUGCUCUCAUAUUAGUUACUUUGUACACUCUAAAUUUUUCUUUUGUGCUCUUAAAUGUAAUAGUUUGUUGGAGCGUCUGAGGGAGUAUGUGCAUAGCAUUAUGUUAGCUAGCUAGCUAUGGUAGUCUCCUCAGCAAAAUCGUAUUCAAUCACAAUGCUAGCAACAGAGCUUAAGUGGAUAAACAGGUAACUGUAUAAAUAAAAGAAAACAUAAGAAAUAUGUAAUUACAAGGUUUCCACCGCACAGUGACAAUACGGUUUUGUUAUAUGAGCGAAAUGUGUGGAUAUACUCAAAACAUGACAUUUUAAAGAAUGUUGUUUUAAAAACCAUUGUGGGAAGUGUAAGUCAUUACAUUGAUGGCUGAAUUAUAACGUUUAUAAUUUGUGUGCACAAAUUAAUGAACCAAGAAAAAUAAAUUGUCUGCAUCGAUGAAAAUCAAAUGUAACCUCUUAAUUCACAUUACAGAUUGAAUUAUUGCAAAUCCAGGAAUCCUGGGCCACUAUAAUCACAAUUAAAACCUGGAGGGACUACUGUAUGUGCAGAAAAUAUAAUAGUAUGCAGAUGAUAUAACUUUAUAUGUAGAUGAUAUUACCAGCUCUAUUUCCUUUGCUUUAUCGAAUAAUAUAAAAUCUAAACCUCUAUGGUACAAUUUAUUGUCUGAAAUGAUGUUACUAAUUUAUUAUCAAAUCCCCUCUGAUCGUCUCCAGUUGUUGUCUUUUCUCUUUGCAUUGACAGCAACAGAUCAGUUUUCCUGCUCUAUGUAGAAACAGCAUAGGUAAAACCAAACUGCUGGGCAAGCACCCAUCCCUGUAGCCAAGCAGCUGUGAUUUGUUGACAUUGAGGCAAAUAUCACCUUCAUUGCAAAGAUGAUUAAAGUGAUUUAAAACUACAACACAUUGUGAGCUAUCUUGUUUACCAUCUUAUAACUGUGACACAUUUGGGGUUAAUUUUAUGUGAUUCAUCAAGUGUAUUUUUACUUUCAUGGAAGUAACUUUCCAAAUUCUAUCCAAUGUGUAAUGAAAGAGCAAUUGCAAAACUUAUUUCGAACUAAGUCACUUCUGCAGGUUAAUGUUCAUAACAAGCACAUCAAAUAUGUAUUUUUUGCAAUAGAAAUGAUUUUAUUUUAAUAUUGUUUUCUGAACCAGCAUAUUAAAAAAAGCUUUUACAGAAUUGAUUUCAAUGUCUUUGACUAUUUGACAGACAUUAUUUUUUAUAUUUUGUCUGGUGAACUUCAAAAGACUCCACCAUGAAUACAGUUAAUAGGAAAAAAAUUGAACACAAAGCAGGUAUUUGAUACCAUUAACUGAAAAUCAUUGUGUAAUA